AUGGCGUCUGCAUCUAGCCAAUCUGUUUACCGGGCCACCACCACUGCUCCGGUGAACAUUGCUGUCAUCAAAUACUGGGGCAAGCGCGAUACCACUCUUAACCUUCCGACCAAUUCAUCCCUCUCGGUCACUCUCUCUCAACGUUCUCUCCGUACAUUGACCACCGCCUCCUGCUCUGCCGACUACCCAACUGCGGACACCCUGAACCUGAACGGCAAGCCGCAGGAUAUCCAGUCUUCCAAGCGAACACUCGCUUGUAUCUCCAAUCUUCGUGCCCUCCGCAAGGCCCUUGAGGAUGGCGAUGCUUCCCUUCCCAAACUCUCCGCCCUCCCUCUCCGUAUCGUCUCCGAGAACAACUUCCCCACCGCCGCGGGUCUGGCCAGCUCCGCCGCUGGCUUUGCAGCCCUAGUCCGUGCCGUUGCUGACCUUUACCAACUGCCUCAGUCUCCUAAGGAGCUGAGCCGCAUUGCGCGUCAGGGAUCUGGAUCCGCCUGCCGCUCCCUGAUGGGUGGAUAUGUCGCAUGGCGCACGGGCGAGCUUGCCGAUGGUAGCGACAGUCUGGCUGAGGAGGUUGCUCCUGCAUCUCACUGGCCUGAGAUGCGGGCUCUCGUUCUGGUUGUCAGCGCCGAGAAGAAGGACGUGCCUAGCACUGAGGGUAUGCAGACCACUGUGGCCACCUCGGCUCUCUUCGCCGAGCGAGCUCAGAACGUUGUUCCCGAGCGUAUGGCCGCUAUCGAGACCGCCAUUCAGAACCGCAACUUCCACGACUUCGCGGAGAUCACCAUGCGCGACUCGAACACUUUCCACGCCACUUGCCUCGACUCAUGGCCCCCUAUCUUCUACAUGAACGACGUCUCGCGUGCUGCCGUCCGCCUUGUGCACGAUAUCAACCGUGUUGUUGGCCGGACUGUUUGCGCUUACACUUUCGAUGCUGGCCCAAAUGCUGUCAUCUACUACGAGGAUAAGGAUUCUGAGCUUGUGGCGGGCACUGUCAAGGCCAUUCUUGGUCCUAACACCGAGGGCUGGGAGGGUGCAUUCUACGAGAGACUGGCCAACGUCACUGCUCCUGGUGUUGCCUUGGAUCAGGUUGAUUCCCGUGCCGUCGAAGUUCUGAAGGACGGUGUGAGCCGUGUCAUCUUGACCGGUGUCGGAGAGGGACCCAUCAAGGUUGAGGACCACCUUGUCAGCGAGACUGGUGAGAUCCUCUGCACCCUAUAA
Molecule: messenger RNA, 1218 nt
Organism: Penicillium paradoxum
Lineage: Eukaryota; Fungi; Ascomycota; Eurotiomycetes; Eurotiales; Aspergillaceae
Gene: mvd1
Product: diphosphomevalonate decarboxylase MVD1
Exons: 2
Coding region: 1-1218 (405 amino acids)
Biological process (GO): isoprenoid biosynthetic process; isopentenyl diphosphate biosynthetic process, mevalonate pathway
Cellular component (GO): cytosol
Molecular function (GO): diphosphomevalonate decarboxylase activity; ATP binding
Source: RefSeq, a predicted model, not a curated record